ACAAUAGUAAUAUAGUAUUAUCUUCAGUAUCUAAUAUUGAGUCUAAUAUAAAUAAUAAAAAUAAGUUUCUUGUUAAGAGUGUUUUUGAUAUCAGUACUAAACUUAGCCAGCAAUUGUUAUCUUGUCCAAUUCUAGACAUUGUUGAUA
Molecule: messenger RNA, 147 nt
Organism: Racocetra persica
Lineage: Eukaryota; Fungi; Glomeromycota; Glomeromycetes; Diversisporales; Gigasporaceae
Source: the annotation of a GenBank genome assembly